CAUUUUCUCUCUGUCAUUAGGCCUAACGUGCAAACACACCUAGACACGCCUUGAGACAAUCAUUCUACAUGCAUUUGAGGCGCCCGUUUCGUCAAGUAACACUUGGUGAUUAACAUAAAUAACUUCAAAAGUUUUGGAAAGGUUGUGCAUAUAUCGUGAUUCUUAUGAAGAUAAGUGGGCGAAUCGAGUCUGUCGGAUGAGAGGCGCCAGGCCUACAUAUCUUACAUCAUGAAUGGAGCCGAAGCUACCCCUGAUGGGCUGGACAGUGUGGUCAGUGACAAGGAAUACUUGAAGCUAUCAAAACGAAUAGGUCCUGAUUACUUCAGCGAAUUAGGUGUUAAUCUUGGGUUACCAAGUGAAGAGCUUCUACAAAUCGAGCACAGGACCCCUAGUAUCAGUAAUGCAUUUUUCAAAGUUUUCUUGCGGUGGAAAAACAAACAGCAGCCAGGCACAAAUAUCAGGGCUCUACUUGGAGAGAUAUUGGAUGAAACCGAAUUAGGGUCUCUCUCUGGAGACCUAAAAGCCGGAAAUAUACUCCAAAGCAAAGAAGGUUCAUCUGCUACAACAACAGCACUACAAACCCAACCGCUUUCUUCUCACCUUGAAAAGAGCUGCAUAGAUGUAUCAGGGACAGAGCCACUUUCUCAGGAUCUUAUCAAGAUGUGCAGGGAUGAUUUCCAGAGUAAAUACCGAACAGAUCUGUGUAUGAUACGAUCUGAUCCACUCGACCCUGAUUCCGUUGAGCAAAUCAAAGAUAUAUACAUAAACCUUGACCUGGAAGAGGAGAAGAAAAAGAAGAAUACGCCACUUGAAUACAAGAAUCUCUUCAAAAUCAGAAUCAAUGGAGAAUUUCCAACCCGAAUCAUGCUUCAGGGAGAAGCUGGAGCAGGGAAGACAACACUUUGUGCCAAGAUCGCAUGGGACUGGAUAAAUGGCUGUCCAGAUGUUCCCAACUAUGUGUGGGUGCUUGUUGUUCCUUUCCGUGAGGCAAGAUAAAAUAGAAUCGGUCGGUUUGUCAAGUCUUAUCUUUCAAAGGACAAUCCGACAACAGCCAGCCAGAUCACAGAGUACAUCCGAUCAAAUCCAGAAAAUGUAUUAAUCGCAUGUGAUGGAUUAGAUGAGUCUCACAUCGAAGUUGUACAGAAGCGUACAAUUGCUUCAGAAUCAGUAAGCACCCUGCAGGCAGCGUCUGCUGGUCAAUCCAAGGAAAAAGCUGAAUCACUAAUGAAGAAGCAGAGAGGCGACAUCGCGCUUGUGGACAUCCUCCGCUCAGAUGAGCUUAGCAGAUGUCCUGUGUUGGUCACAAGUCGACCCUGGAAGGCCAACGAAAUAAGAUGGAACAGUGUUUUAAGGAAACGCUACACUUUCAUUCGCGUGCAAGGAUUUAGCUGGGAAAAUGCAGAAGCUUAUGUCCGCAAGUACUUUACAGACAGUGUGGCGACAGCCGAUCAACUCAUCUACGCGAUCAAAGGAAAUGGCAUCGUAUAUGAGCAUAUGGCCCCAUAUCCUAUCUACAUAUCAAUGAUCUGUCUGAUGUGGAAAGAACUAGAUUACAAGCAGAAGAACAGGUUUAGGUCAUUGCGAACAUUUUCUGAAAUAUUCGAUUGUAUUUUUACAUUCUUAGAAGGACACUAUGCUCAGAAAGAGACCACAGACCUAGACGAAGCAUCCGUCGAAACAGCUCUCUCCGAUAUCUCAGAGUAUAUGAAACCAAUUGCUAAAGUUGCUUUAAUUGGUCUCCAGGAAAAAAAUCUCAUUUUCAGUGAAGGUGAUUUUGAAAGGUAUUCAGAGUCUGUUGAGGUUGCUUGCAAAGUUGGGGGUCUUGUCGCGAGAGAAAAAGAUGACAUCCAUCAUGUCCGUACAUGAAAAUCGCAGCCGAUAUCUGCAGUCAAAAAUCUUCUUCCCUCACAAACUCUUUCAAGAGUAUAUGGCUGGUAAACAUCUUGCUUCGAUGUAUGGCAGUGAUGGCGAUGAAUUCAACAAGCUGAUUGAUGACGUAGUGCUUCCUAGGAAAGAAGAAUUCAGAUAUCUUCUGUACUUCACUGUAUCACGGGAUGAAACUGUUGCCAACCGUGUAAUACAACGUAUGGUACUUUGUUUCAAACCAGACUUUAGUGAUGAGACACGUAUGACGAAUAGGAGGGAGAGGGACUUCCUGGUAGAUGUUUCCCUUGAGAGUCGAGAUCUGGAAACUGCAAAAAUGGUGAGGCGUAUGGAGUUGAAUAGUGAAGUCCACAUUGGUCUCGAAACAGCAGCGCACACUGUAGCAGGCUUUGAAUUUAUUGGAAUGAUUUCAAAUGCUGUAAGUUAUUUCAUACAUAUAAUGGGGAACUUGAUUAAUUUAAGAUAAUGAGGACGUAUGAAUGCCAGAUAGAAGAAGCCACUUAUUCAUUAUUUCUUUUUAUUCAUUUGCUUUAUAUAUAUUUCCUUAUUUUUUCUUUCUGUAUUCAUAGUUCAUUUAUUAUAUAUUUUUUUUGCUUAUUCAUUUAUUUUUAUUUUUUUGACUUCGUUUGAAACAGGGAAUGGUCCUUCUAGGUCUCACCAUGGACAAUGACAACCAUUUCGUCGUGUGGUUGUCAUACGAAGAUGAUUUCUUGGUCUUUUUGUUGCCUAAAAACUAAAAGGUCGUUAAAUCCAAGGGGGCGGGGGGUGCAAUUCAAUCGAAGAUUGGACACCAUGCGUGACAAUGGGGUUUCGAGAAGCACCCUUAACACGUAUUUUUCCAUGUUUUGAAAAUGCACCCUUAUCAAGUAUUGGCGUGUGAAAUCCUAGCCUUAACAAGUAUUGAGAACAAAACGGUACCAUUGACAAUUAUUCCCUGAAUUGACCCCUUGAAUAAGUACAACGAUAUCUUUAUUGUUAUGUCACGGACGUCGGCUUUUAUUUUCUUCAUUGGGUUAGUACCACCCCCACUCACAUCUCUCGAAUCGGACCCUUAACACGUAAUGUUGGUGUACAGAAGUACCUUCUUAUAUAAAGUAUCUUUUACCCUCGCAAAUUGGACCAUAAAUACGUAGUUUUCCUAGCGAAAUAUAAACCUCUUUUCUUCAU
Lytechinus pictus (painted urchin) is the source of this 3051-nucleotide messenger RNA. RefSeq lists its product as uncharacterized. The transcript has 5 exons. Bases 229 to 996 code for a protein of 255 amino acids. Lineage: Eukaryota; Metazoa; Echinodermata; Echinoidea; Temnopleuroida; Toxopneustidae. The record is from RefSeq and is a predicted model, not a curated record.